AAUAAUGCGUGUAUAAUAGAUUUAUAAAUAUAAGAAAAAGAAAAAAACUUCAAAUCAAACUAUUUUUAUUUUAUUUUAUUUUAUUUUAAUCAAUCAUGUCAACUUAUAAUACAGCUAAAGAAAACGAAAAAAAGAUGAAUGAAAACAUUGACAAGUCUGCAGAAGAAGCCAAGAAAGAAUUGUCAAAGUUAAGAACUGAAUAUGAAGAAUUUAAAAGAAAUGCACAACCUAAAGUAAAGGAAGCAGAAAACUAUUUAACUUCACCAGGCGCAAUUGGCUUCUAUCAAGGUGUUGUUGUUGGUGCUUUCAUUGUAUUAGGUUAUGCUAAAUAUAAAGGAGGAUUAAAGUUUUAAUAAUAAAACUACAACAAGAAGGUUUCAAGUAAUCUAAUUUUUGUAUAGAAAUCCGCUGUUGUCAAUAAGUAAUUUGUUUCUAUAAUAAAGCCCUUUAUUAUUAUUAUUAUUAAAGGAAUAAGAAGAAUAGAAGAAGUGUAUUUAAUAUGCUUUAUUUUAUUUUAUUUUUACAGCAAACAAUAAACCGUC
Molecule: messenger RNA, 542 nt
Organism: Cokeromyces recurvatus
Lineage: Eukaryota; Fungi; Mucoromycota; Mucoromycetes; Mucorales; Mucoraceae
Exons: 2
Coding region: 96-353 (85 amino acids)
Source: RefSeq, a predicted model, not a curated record